CGGACAGGAAGCAUCUCAAGGAUUACCAGGCUCUAAAUGGGUUUGGGCUGCGGUAUUCUAAAUUAACAAUGAUUAAGAGCAACUAGGUAAAGAAUUCUCUAACGGAGAAAUCAAAAUUCUGCUUUCAAGCCAUUCAGAGUGAGCUGAACAAUCGGAUGCAAGCACUCGCGUUUUCAUCAUGGAGAAGCAGGAGAGAAAUCACCCAAACAGGCAAGUGAUUCCUUUCCUUUUUAUGCUGCUGUGGGAUCAGGUUCUAACGAUGCCUACUCGGUACUCUGUCCUGGAGGAAACAGAAAGCGGCUCCUUUGUAGCCCAUCUGGCCAAGGACCUGGGUCUGAAACCUAGGGAUCUGACUGCCAGGUCUGCACGGGUGGUUUCUGACUAUGACAAACAGCAGUUGAUUCUGGAUCCCGAGACUGGAGAUCUGCUUCUGAGGGAGAAACUAGACCGGGAAGAGCUCUGUGCUUCUGUGGACCCCUGUGUGUUGCAUUUCCAGGUGUUUCUAGAAAAGCCAGUGCAAUUUUUUCAAGGAGAAUUACUGAUCCAGGACAUAAAUGACCACUCACCAGAAUUCCCAGAUAGGGAAAUGCUUUUGAAAAUACCAGAAAACAGCCAGCCAGGCACUCUGUUACCACUGAAUUUAGCCCAAGAUUUGGAUGUGGGCAGCAAUGGGCUUCAACAGUACACAGUCAACCCCAACUCUCAUUUUCAUGUCCUCACUCGAAAUAAUAGUGAAGGCAAGAAAUACCCAGAAUUGGUGCAGGACAGAGCCCUGGACAGAGAGGAGCAGGCAGAGCUGAGCUUGACCCUCACAGCUCUGGAUGGGGGCUCUCCACCUAGGUCAGGAACAGCCAUGGUUCGAAUCCUGAUCCUGGACAUCAAUGACAAUGCCCCUGAAUUUGUGAAGACCCCCUAUGAGGUGCAGGUCCUGGAGAGCAGCCCCCCAGACUCCCCGGUCCUGACUGUCCUAGCACGGGAUGCAGAUGCUGGCAACUUUGGGAGAGUUUCCUAUGGCUUGUUCCAAGCAUCAGAUGAAGUUCAACAGACUUUCUCAAUAAACGACAUCACAGGAGAAAUACGACUGAAAAGAGCACUGGAUUUUGAGAAAAUAAAAUCUUACCAUGUGAAAAUCGAGGCCACGGAUGGAGGAGGCCUUUCUGGGAAGGGCGCUGUGCUGAUAGAGGUGGUGGAUGUGAACGACAAUGCCCCAGAGCUGACCAUAUCUUCAGUGACCAGCUCAGUCCCAGAAAAUGCUCCCGUAACUGUGGUAGCUAUCUUCCGAAUACGAGACAGAGACUCUGGAGAGAACGGGAAAAUCAUUUGUUCUCUUCCAGAUACUCUGCCAUUUAUUUUAAAACCCUCUAAUAAGAAUUUCUACACCCUGGUGACAGAGGGGCCACUGGACAGAGAGAACAGAGCUGAGUACAACAUCACCAUCACAGUCAGCGACCUGGGCACACCCAGGCUCACAACCCAGCACACCAUCACAGUGCAGGUGUCUGACGUCAACGACAACGCCCCCGCCUUCAAUCAAAGCUCCUACACCCUGUUUGUCCAGGAGAACAACAGCCCCGCCCUGCACAUAGGCACCAUCAGCGCCACAGACUCAGACUCAGGCUCCAAUGCCCACAUCACCUACUCACUGCUGCCCACCCAUGACCCGCAGCUGGAUCUCUCCUCGCUCAUCUCCAUCAAUGCCGACAACGGGCAGCUGUUCGCGCUCAGGGCGCUGGACUAUGAGGUCCUGAAGACCUUCGAGUUCCGCGUGGGCGCCACAGACCAAGGCUCUCCCGCGCUCAGUAGCCAGGCGCUGGUGCGCGUGCUGGUGCUGGAUGCCAAUGACAAUGCGCCCUUCGUGCUCUACCCUCUGCAGAACGCCUCUGCGCCCUACACAGAGUUGCUGCCCAGGGCGGCAGAGCCUGGCUACCUGGUCACAAAGGUGGUGGCAGUGGAUCGAGACUCUGGCCAGAACGCCUGGCUGUCGUUCCAGUUGCUCAAAGUCACGGAGCCAGGGCUGUUCAGCGUGUGGGCUCACAAUGGCGAGGUGCGCACCUCCAGGCUGCUGAGUGAGCGCGAUGCGCCCAAGCACAGGCUGCUGCUGCUGGUCAAGGACAAUGGCGAUCCUCCGCGGUCUGCCAGUGUCACUCUGCAGGUGCUGGUGGUGGAUGGCUUCUCUCAGCCCUACCUGCCUCUGCCUGAGGCGGCGCGCGACUCUGUGCAGGACAAUGAGGAUUUGCUCACACUCUAUUUGGUCAUUGCCUUGGCGUCUGUGUCUUCUCUCUUCCUCUUGUCUGUGCUGCUGUUCGUGGGGAUGAGGCUGUGUAAGAGGGCCAGGGCGGCCUCUCUUGGUGGCCGCUCUGCUCCCGAGGGUCACUUUCCUGGACACCUGGUGGACAUCAGUGGCACGGGGACCCUGUCCCAGAGCUACCAGUAUGAGGUGUGUCUGACCGGGGACUCUGGGACUGGUGAGUUCAAAUUCCUCAAACCCAUGGUCUCCAACCUGUUGCUUCAGGAUGCUGGGAGAGAAGUUAAGGAAAGUCCCCAUUGCAGGGAUAGCUUUGUCUUCAGCUAAGUGUUGUCAAUUCCUAGACAUUGUCAUUUUAAGAAAUGUCCUUGUUUCUAAGAGGUUUUCUACUAGUCUAACCUACAUAUUCUUAAUUGCGCUGUUUUUAUUGGUAUGAAGCUAUUAGGCUUUUAGUCGUACUAAUCACAUUUUAUCUUUUUCUCUGCAUAUGUAUAUCUACUAUUAGGGUUAUUAUAAACCUAAAUAACCCAAAUAGUAUAAAUUUUCUUUGAAUGAUAGCUCUUUUUAAAAGGCUUAUUCUUUUAUAAUAGAUACAGCUUUUUGACUGCAUGCCACAAGAGGGCACCAGAUCUCAUUAUAGAAGGUGGUUGUGAGCCACCCUGUGGGGGCUGGGAAUUGAACUCUGAACCUCUGAAAGAGCAGCCAGUGCUCUUAACCUCUGAACCAUCCAUCUCCCCAGUUCUCUGAGUGAUACUCUUAGUGAUCGUCUGAGGCAUUUUAGUGCCCUCAAGAAAACUUGCAUUUGUGCAUGAAUUUGUGGCACCUGUGCUUUCCAUGUAAUUUGAUGUUUUCAAAGGUAGAUUGUUAAAGAUCACUUAAGUUGCCUGGAUCCUUCUGCAUGAAUAGAAAGUAACGUUACAUCGUGUUCGCUUUCAGACCAAGUGCCCUGAAUAGUCAAGUCAUAAAAUUUCAACUGUAUGUGAAUGUAGACAGGGGUUGUGACACUCUCUGCUUGUGAACAUCAUGCACGCUAGUGGUCUUGUUUAUUGGUUGCAGGUGUCCUGGAAAUACUAAGGUUAAAGUUUUGAAUUCUUACGUGAUAAAAAUUAAAGAGAAAAUAUAAAUUAAUUUCUCAUUUCACUUAUUAAAUAAAAUUGUUGCCUCACUGCUUUGCCAUAAUCUCUUUUAAUAAUUAAUCUCAGAAUCAGAAUUUUGUCCUUUCUUUCUUAAAAGGAAAAUGCAGGGCUCUUGAGGGCCUCACAUUUAUCUUUUUCUUUCCUCAUACAAAGAAAUCCAAGCAUGGGGUAAUGUGUGUGUGUUUCCUGGAAGCUUCUCGACACCUUUAAAAUGAAUUUUUUUUGAAAUUUGGUUAUUCUGUUUGAUUCCGUUUAUUAACAGAUCUGAAAUUUUUCACUUUUUGUUACUUGGUGGAUAUCGGUAGAGUUUAUCAAGCAGCAAAGAUUACUUUUGGUGUUAAAUCAUUUUGUUUUGUUGU
Chionomys nivalis (European snow vole) is the source of this 3740-nucleotide messenger RNA. Its product is annotated as protocadherin beta-4-like. NCBI's taxonomy places the organism in Eukaryota, Metazoa, Chordata, Mammalia, Rodentia, Cricetidae. Gene Ontology annotation, biological process: homophilic cell-cell adhesion. Gene Ontology annotation, cellular component: plasma membrane. Gene Ontology annotation, molecular function: calcium ion binding. The coding region runs from base 179 to 2572 and encodes 797 amino acids. The transcript has a single exon. The record is from RefSeq and is a predicted model, not a curated record.